Messenger RNA from Colletotrichum gloeosporioides, 3213 nucleotides. Its product is annotated as Tannase. Gene Ontology annotation, biological process: regulation of DNA-templated transcription. Gene Ontology annotation, molecular function: zinc ion binding; DNA-binding transcription factor activity, RNA polymerase II-specific. The coding region runs from base 1 to 3213 and encodes 1070 amino acids. The record is from RefSeq and is a predicted model, not a curated record. NCBI's taxonomy places the organism in Eukaryota, Fungi, Ascomycota, Sordariomycetes, Glomerellales, Glomerellaceae. The transcript has 3 exons.
AUGCCGCCCCGGAAGGGCAGUCCAAAGGUCAAGACGGGCUGCCGGACAUGCAAGCGCCCUUCCCCGCACAGAGCCCGCAAGGUGAAAUGCGACGAGGCCAAGCCGAAAUGCGUGCGCUGCACAUCCUCCGGCCGCCAGUGCGCCGGCUACGAGCCGACCAUCGAACAUGGCCUCGCCUGGUACCGCCCGCAGCAGCUCACGGCCCACGACCAGCGUGAAGGCCGCGCCUUCCAGUUCUUCUCGCACAUGGUCGGCCCCGUCCUCUCGGGCCCGACGGACUCGUACUUCUGGACGCACCUCGUCGUCCAGUUCUCCCACUUCGAGCCCGCCGUCCGCCACGCCGUGCUCGCCAUCAGCUCGCUGUACGAGGACUUCCACGAGGGCGAGCGCGUCACCCGCCAGAAGAAGGGCAACGCCUUCGCCAUCAGCCACUACAGCGCUGCCAUCGAGCGCAUCAAGGGCACCCAGGACGAGCAGCUCAUGCUGCUCGUGUGCGUGCUUUUUGUCUGUGUCGAGUACCUCCAGGGCGACGUUGAGGCCGCGCUGCGCCACUGCAAGCACGGCAUUCUGAUCCUGAACAAGGUCGGCUGCCAGUCGUGGGCGCGCGAGUACGUCAUGCCCAUCUUCCGGCGGCUGAGCUUCAUCUCGUUCUUCCUGGGCGUGAAGCCCUCCGAGGACGCGCUCGUGCCGGGGCUGAUCGGGUUCGAGGCACCGAUGCCGCCGCGUUUCGAGAGCGUCGAGGAGGCGCAGAGCGCGAUCGACGACAUUACCGUGCACGCGAUCGAGCUGCUCGCGAGGGGCGACGAGAGCGGGAAGCAGCCGCUGCAGACGCGGCUGCAGGAGUUCCACGGCAAGGUGUGCGAGCUGGACGCGACGGUGCCGCCGCAGGAGUCGUCCAAAAAGAUGGCGCUGUGCGGGAUGAAGAUCAAGGCGGAGAUGGCGCGGAUACAGGUCAACACGAUCGACGGCGAGGGCGAGAUGCGGUACGACGAGUGGGCGGACAGUUUCAGGAGGAUCGUGGCGCUGGGGAAGCAGGCGGCGGAGAUGAAGGUCGCGUUCCCGAGCGAGCGGCCGCGGGCGAGUUUUACGUUCGAGCAGGGCUUCUUGUCGAUGAUGGGGUUCGUGUCCAUCAAGUGCAGGGAUUUGCAGACGAGGUUAGAGGCGAUUGACCUCAUGACGAAGAUUCCCGCGCCGAAGGAGGCGCUGUUGGAUGUCGGCACGCUGUACCGGGUCGGUCGACGCGGCGCGGAGAUUGAGCACGGAGUGCUGCUGGAUGACGGCGUGUUGGAGCGGAAUCCCGUGGCGAUGGCGAAGCUGUCGUUCCCGCCAGAGGAGAAGAGGUUGAUUGGAGCGCCGAUAGAGCACGAGCUCGACGUGAUCAAGAACGAAGACGGCACGACGACGUACCGGAGGACGGUGCAUUUCCUGAAGAAGGAUGCGGACGGGGUGGUUCACGACCAGACGGAGUACCUCCUGGACCAGAAGCCUGGCCAGAUUGUGGUGCCGGAUCUGCCAUACAACCUCCCUACCUCAUCCAGGCCAGAUACUGCCCAGCAGGCCCUCCCCGCCGCGGGCACCAUCCCCGGCGUCACCAUCGACUCCGCCUCCGUCCAGACCGCCGUCGUCACCGGCGCCAACGUCUCCUCGGAGUGGUACCCCUCCGCCACCAUCGACUACUGCAACGUCACAUUCGCCUACUCCCACGACGGCCUCGCCAACGACGUCGUCCACGUAACCUACUGGGUCCCCGCCCCGGACGCCUUCCAGAACCGCUACGUCUCCACCGGCGGCGGCGGCCUCGCCAUCAACUCCGGCUCCCAGUACAUCCCCACCGGCAUCAUCGCCGGCGCCGUCUCCGGCAUCACCGACGGCGGCUUCGGCGACUUCAACACCCAGUGGGACGCCGUCUUCCUCGCCGCCAACGGCACCGUCAACUGGCAGUCCGUCUACAUGCUCGGCUACCAGGCCCACAACGAGCUCGCCGUCCUCGGCAAGCAGUUCGCCCGCAACUUCUUCGCCGUCCCCGCCGAGACCAAGCUCUACUCCUACUACCAGGGCUGCUCCGAGGGCGGCCGCGAGGGCUGGAGCCAGGCCCAGCGCUUCGGCGACCAGUUCGACGGCGUCGUCGCCGGCGCCCCCGCCUUCCGCUACGGCCAGCAGCAGGUCAACCACCUCACUGCCAACGUCAUGGAGACCACCGCCAACUACUUCCCGCCCUCCUGUGAGCUUGAGAAGAUCCUCAACCUCACCAUCGCCGCCUGCGACCCCCUCGACGGGAAGACGGACGGCGUCGUCGCCCGCUCCGACCUCUGCAAGAUGACCUUCGACUUCAACACCACCGUUGGCCAGGCGUACUCCUGCGAGGCCACCUCCGGCAGCGGCACCGGCGGCUUCGGCGACCUUGCCAAGCGCCAGGGCCCGCCCUCCAACCCAACCCCCGCCCAGAACGGCACCGUCUCCGCCCAGGGUGCCGCCCUCGUCAAGCAGUACUACGACGGCCUCAUCGACUCGCAGGGCAAGCGCGUCUACCUCAACUACCAGCCCGGCUCCGCCUUCACCGACGCCAACGCCAAGUUCGACUCUGCCACCAACACCUGGGGCGUGAGCAUCUCCGGCCUCGGCGGCGAAUGGGUCGCGCGCUACCUCCAGCUGCGCGACACCUCGACCCUCGAGUCUCUGACCAACGUCACCGCCGACACCCUCCGCGACUGGAUGCUCUACGGCAUGAACAAGUACGCCGACUCCCUGCAGACGACGCACCCGGACCUGUCGGCCUUCCAGACCGCCGGCAGCAAGAUCCUGCACGUCCACGGCGAGCAGGACGACUCCAUCCCCGCGGCCUCGUCGGUGCACUACUACGAAUCCGUGCGCAGCAUCAUGUUCCCGGGCCAGGGCUUCAACGAGAGCUCCGCGGCGAUGGACGAGUUCUACCGGCUGUACCUGGUGCCUGGCGGCGCGCACUGCGGGGCGAACUCGCACCAGCCCGGCGGUGGGUGGCCGCAGACGACGCUGCAGACGGUGAUUGACUGGGUUGAGAAGGGCGCUGCGCCGGAGACGCUCAACAGCACCGGGGAGGGCAUCGGUGAGCUGUGCAGGUGGCCGCAGCGCCCGCUGUGGACGGACAAUGGCGCUGGGUUCAGCUGUGUGUAUGACCAGGCGUCGAUUGAUACCUGGAAGUACACUUUUGAUGCGUUCAAGAUGCCUGUUUACUAG